Rhea pennata is the source of this 2622-nucleotide messenger RNA. Its product is annotated as potassium voltage-gated channel subfamily C member 3-like. Gene Ontology annotation, cellular component: axon terminus; presynaptic membrane; neuronal cell body membrane. Bases 256 to 1551 code for a protein of 431 amino acids. Gene Ontology annotation, molecular function: protein binding; delayed rectifier potassium channel activity. The record is from RefSeq and is a predicted model, not a curated record. Gene Ontology annotation, biological process: potassium ion transmembrane transport; protein homooligomerization. The transcript is spliced from 4 exons. Lineage: Eukaryota; Metazoa; Chordata; Aves; Rheiformes; Rheidae.
GCUGCAGUAGCACCAAGUUUCUUCCAGGUAUAUUGGAUUUUGGAGAGCAAAGCAAGGGAUGUAUUACAGGGAAAAUACAGCUGAACAUGCUUUCCAGCGCCUGGGGCCUUGGCAGCAAGUUUUGGUGCUAUUCUGAGGUGUCUACCAGUCAUGAAGGAGGAGGCAGUAUGUUAUUCUGUGCUUUACUCCAGGAAUCUUGUAGAUAGACUGCAGAUAAACAAAAGCCUAUGAGGACUUGUGCCUCCCUGCUCACAGAUGGAAGAUUCCAAGGAAAAAAUAAUCCUGAAUGUUGGGGGAGUUAGAUAUGAAACGUACAGCAGCACUCUCCGCACCUUCCCAGGGACCAAGCUGUGCAGCCUCACGGAGCCGCAUGCCCUGAGCAUCUACGACUAUAAUCCUGUCACCAAAGAGUUCUUUUUUGAUAGGAGUGCUGAGAUCUUCAGCUAUGUGUUGAACUACUAUAGGACCAAACAUCUCCACUGUCCUAUAGAUACCUGUAGGUCCGUCUUAGAAGAAGAGCUGGCAUUCUGGGAAAUAAAUGAGACACAGCUAGCAUCCUGUUGCUGGCUGAAGCUGAAUAACAAAGAGGUGCAGCCAGAGGAGUUUCACAUUUGGGAUGAAAAUAAUCAGGCUGAUGACCAGUGUCUCAUAGUCCAGACAGAAAGAAUAGAUCUCAGCUGGAGAACCAGGUGGCAGCCGAAGAUCUGGUGUAUCUUUGAAAAACCCUUUUCCUCUUUCAGUGCUAAGUGCCUGGCUGUUGUUUCUCUGCUGUUCAUCAUUGGAAUUGUCGUCAUAUUCUGUGAGGAGACCAAGGCACAAUUUGAGUUCUUCACUGCUAACUUCACCUUUGUUGGCCAUUCUGAGGUCUCCCAUAACUACCAUGAACCCUAUUACCACCAGGCUGCCUACUUGCUUCAUCUGGAGCUUUUCUGUGUCCUUUGGUUUACUUUUGAGUUCUCAAUGCGAUUUUGUGUCUGCCCAGACAAAAAGAAAUUCUUCCAGAAUCCCCUGAACAUGGUUGAUUUCCUCUCCCUCUUCCCAGUUUAUAUUGAACUCUUUGUGGGUGGGCAGAUUCAGAAAAUGCCAAGUUUGGGGCUUUGGCUGGGCUUUAUUCGCGUUAUCUAUCUCCUCAAACUCCUGAAGAUAUCCAAGCUGAUAGAAACCCCUCUGAUCCUGAGAGUUCUAUCCUACACCCUCAAGUCUAUCCUCCGAGAGAUCUGCAUCCUGCUGAUGAUUUUGGCCUUUGAGACCCUUUUCUUUGGCUCUCUGUUUUUCUAUGGGGAGUUGCUCUGUAGCAAUCCUUCCUACACAGGGGAGCUGCAUUUCACUGACAUUUUCAUCUGCUUCUGGUGGGCUCUAAUCACACUCACUACAGUGGGCUACGGAGACAUCAUCCCUCUCACCACUGUUGGCCAAGUGACGGCGGCCUUAGCCGCAGUAUUUGGCAUGUUAACUAUUAUCAUCCCAAUCCCCAUUUUCCUGGUGAAAUUUAAAAACUAUUAUGCCAUCGCUAUCUUCAAACAGAAGCUGAAAAGGUGUAAGAACUAUUAACUCUAUUUAUUUUAGAACUUCUGUCCCCCUUUGUCCUUGAGCAAUAAACCUUCAGCAUGGUUUAUUCCCUUUGGUGGGAAGAGAGAGCAUAUAGUCUUUGCUGCACUUAAUUGCUGAACAACUGCUCGGACCUGUUGAAUUCCGUGAGUCUUUCCCAUACUGUACCUCAUCCCGUGCUCUUAUGUGCCACAGUGCCUCUAUGUCUCUUCCUCCCCCACCUUCCCCCCGCUUUUCUGUCUUCACAGAGAGGAUCUGUAAUGCUGCUUUAAAGCCUGGACGUGCAUCAUGUAGAGCAGUAUCAUGUUCUGGGGCCACAGUGGGUCCCUCAGCUGAUGCACACCCUCUGAUGCCCGCUCUGCCCUCUAUCACCUGACAGGCCAUAAUCUCAUUUUACAUGCUAGGAAAAAAAGGUUUGUGCAGGGUCCUGAACUGAAGCUGGAGAGGAAUUGGGGAUUUUUUUAACGUUCUGUUUCCUCAUUUUAUAUUUUAUUAAUGAGGCCAGUACAUCCAAUUUGCCUGUACUCACAUAUUGGUGUAAAGAAGGGAGCAGGCUUAGUUGGACAUCUGUGGUCCUGAGAACCAGCACUGUUUGUUAGCCUGCUCUGGCAUUCAGACAGCAAUAAGGGAGCCCUCCAACCACAAAUCCUUUUGAGCUCUGCUGAAGUGAAUAGCAAUGUUUCCUUGACCUCAGUGAGAUCAAAGUUUCAUUGGCCACAUCUAGCUGAUCAACGCUUAAAGAUUUUUAUGUAACAAAAUCGCUGAGCUGUUAAUCAAAAUAUCUAUGUAGUUUUUGCUUUCUUGUUUUCUGAAAGGAAGAACAUAAUCUGAAGUACUUGGUAUAAUUUUAAUGCGUUUAUUUCCUUAAGGCAUAGUUAUAAAGUAGAAAUAUUUAUCUUUUAACUGGAUAGCCUUAAUUGUUACAUAUUGCUGAGGUAUGAAAAAAGUAAUCACAUCCCAUUGUUAAUGUAGCAGGGGUGAUGAGCUAAGAAUAUUUUGUUUAAUGAUUAGAAAUGACUGUACACAAUAACAUGUAUGUAUUUAAAUUCCAUUAAGACUGUAUUUUAAUUGCAA